CCAGGAAACAAACAGAAUUGAAAGAAACACUAUUAUCGUUGGCACCACGACCUGGAAUCCAUAAAACAAUAGAAACUAGAGAAAAAGAAAGCAGUGAACUCUUUAAGAGAUGGCUAUUCGCACGUGUCUCAAUCUUGGCCGUCCACAAAUUGCUCCUGUCACUUUGACUAAAAGUCCCUCUCGAAACUGCAAAUUCUCAGUUCAGAGUUGCAGUUUAAGUUCUAAUCAAUCCCACAAGCAACUGAUUGUGGAAGUAAAGGAGAAGCUUGGAAGAGAUUACCAUAGUCUACCAGUAGGGAAAAAUGGACGAGAUGAUGAAGAAAUGAUCCUUUGGUUUCUGAAAGACCGGAAAUUUUCUGUGGAUGAAGCUGUUUCAAAAUUGACCAAAGCCAUUAAAUGGCGUGAGGAAUUUAAAGUGUCGGAACUGUCUGAGGAGUCAGUGAAAAGUAUAGCAGACACUGGAAAAGCCUACGUGCAUGAUUCUCUUGAUGUUUAUGGAAAGCCAGUGCUUAUAGUAGUGGCAUCCAAGCACCUUCCUGCUGUGCAUGAUCCCGUUGAGGAUGAGAAACUGUGUGUUUUUCUAAUUGAGAAGGCAUUGAGAAAGCUCGCAGCUGGGAAAGAACAAAUAUUAGGAAUUAUUGAUCUCCGGGGAUUUAGUACUAGGAACGCAGAUCUUAAGUUCUUGACCUUUCUGUUUGAUGUAAUUUACUACUAUUAUCCGAAGCGGUUGGGCCAAGUCCUCUUUGUGGAAGCCCCUUUUAUAUUUAAGCCAAUAUGGCAAGUAGCCAAGCCUCUGUUAAGAUCGUAUACUUCUCUGGUGAGAUUUUGUUCUGUGGAGACGGUGAGGAAGGAAUACUUUACAGAAGAAACUUUGCCGGCAAACUUUAGAGAAAAGACACUCUGAGUCACUGAACUUCCAUGCGGCUCGGGGCAUGGAGUUGUAUUUACUGAACGGUGCUGACAGUACACGUUUUGACAAGAGAAACUUCCUUGAACCAAUCUGAUCUUAUUCAUGAUUCUUUUAAAUGAUAAAUAGAUAGAACAGUGGGAUAUAAUGUAAUGUCUGUAUCAAGUAUGAAGGGUCUCUUGUGUCUGCA
Molecule: messenger RNA, 1097 nt
Organism: Populus trichocarpa (black cottonwood)
Lineage: Eukaryota; Viridiplantae; Streptophyta; Magnoliopsida; Malpighiales; Salicaceae
Product: CRAL-TRIO domain-containing protein C3H8.02
Exons: 6
Coding region: 110-904 (264 amino acids)
Source: RefSeq, a predicted model, not a curated record